AAUUUAGGUAGUGUUUCACUCUUUGCAAUGUUCUAGCUUCCCUACGCUCAUCUGUAUUUUACUCUCUAGAGCUGCCAAUAUUGUUCGUUUCAUUGCUUCUGACUGAUAAAUGACAGAUUGCCAAAUGGUUUCCUCAGAUUUUACAGCUGAUGAAAGGAUGGAAAUUGAAAGCAUCAAAAUGUAUAAAAAAGACCUUCUGGAUGACAUCCAGAAGUUGAAAUUGGAGAUAGAUAACGUCAUGGCGGAAAUCCUCAGCUUUGAGUCUGCAGAAGAAAACAAAACUAAUGAAAAGAAUCAACAAUUUAUAAACGGAAAGAAGAAAUUUAACAUGGACCCAAAAAAGGGCAUCAAUUAUCUGGUGGAGAACAAGCUGCUGGAUGGAACCGCUAGAUCUAUUGCAGAGUUUCUUUACAAGGAAGAAGGACUCAACAAGACAGCCAUUGGAGAGUUCCUUGGAGAAAGAGAAGAGCUCCAUCUUCAGACACUGAAGGCCUUUGUGGAGCUGCAUGAGUUCGCUGACCUCCACCUGGUUCUGGCUCUCAGACAGUUUCUGUGGAGUUUCCGUUUGCCUGGUGAAGCACAGAAGAUUGACCGAAUGAUGGAGGCUUUUGCCGCACGCUACUGUGAAUGCAACCCUCAUGUCUUCCAGUCUACAGACACAUGCUACAUCCUGUCUUUUGCCAUCAUCAUGUUAAACACAAGUCUCCACAACCCCAAUGUGAAGGACAAAACCACCCUGGAGAGAUUUAUCUCGAUGAACAGAGGCAUCAACAAUGGGGAGGAUCUACCCAAUGAGCUUCUUUCGAAACUCUACGAGAGCAUACGCAAUGAGCCUUUUAAAAUCCCGGAGGAUGAUGGAAAUGACCUGACACACACUUUUUUCAACCCUGACAGAGAAGGCUGGCUUCUUAAACUGGGAGGUCGAGUUAAAACAUGGAAAAGGCGAUGGUUUAUCCUAACAGACAACUGCCUCUACUACUUUGAGUAUACAACAGAUAAAGAACCUAGAGGCAUAAUUCCACUAGAAAAUCUCUCCGUGAGGGAAGUGCCAUACGCUCGCAAACCGUACUGUCUGGAGCUGUACAACCCCAACAGUCAUGGGCAGAAGAUCAAAGCAUGUAAAACUGAGACAGACGGCAGGGUGGUAGAGGGGAAACAUCAGUCCUACACCAUUUGUGCAUCCAGCGCUGAAGAGAGAGACUCCUGGAUUGAGGCCAUCAGGGCGAGUAUCACCAAGGAUCCCUUCUAUGACUUGGUCUCAGUCAGGAAGAAGAAAGUGAUCAACCAAACUCCUCAGGACUAAGCACUGCAGCAGCCCAGAGCUUCCACAGGGAUAUAAAACAGGUGCCAAUUCUAUUGGCAGCCUUUCUUGAAGAUGCCUGGACAUACUUCAUCAUGCACGGACAUAGGGGCACAUGAAGAUGAAAGAAACAGAACUGACGUUGGAAACAUCUCUUUUCACAGACUGAGUCAAAACAGUGUAAAAAGGUGAAAAUAAAACCAAAGGAGUCAGUAUUAGAGUGACUAUUUCAACAGGACUUGUCAAAAACUGCUGAAUUAUUUUUACAAUAUUAAUCCUUUCUUACAAAAAAAAUGUAAAAAUGCAUCAAUUUUCUGUUAAGGAAGCUAGAUGUUAACUUGGCAACAGCAACCAUUUCUGAUAUUCAGUUCAUCCAAUUAACUGUCAUAGCUCAGAAAGAGAACUCCAACAUGUCAUUAUCUCUUUUUAUCUCAGAAUUCUUAUAGCUAUCAUAGAGCUUUAACACUUUCAAAAAAGAAAUUAUUUUUGUUUGACAGAGUUGGCUAAAGAUGCUUUCCUUUCAAAUGUGUCAGUUUAUAAUGAAAUCUUGUAAAGACUGUAAAUAAUAUUAAGAAAUCAUGUCUUUUUGGUCUGUAAUUUAUACUGUUUGUUAUUAUCGAAGCGAAAAACAAAAAUGUCUAAAGAUUGUGCAAUAGGUGGUAUUAUGUUGGGGUUUUUUUUUGUUAUACACCAGAUCUGUUUAUUGAAUAUUAUAGCUGUGUGUUACUGAUCAUAAGGUGUACAUUUUUUCUUUGUAACUACAGUAUUUUUGGGUAUUCUGGUGAAUUCAUUGUUGAAUUAAAAAUAUCCAUCUAUCACAAAAGAAGUAAAUCCUUCUGCUUUUUUUUCAAGUUCAGGUAUAGCCAUUUGACAGCUGCGUUUUCAGUUGAAUGCUCCCUAAUUCAGAUAAACUUCCUCAUUGUACACCGACUCUAUGUAAGCUGAAAUGUUUAACCUUUAACCUUGUGGGUGAAUACAGUUCUGUCAAACAUUUCCUCUUGAU
This is a messenger RNA of Cyprinodon variegatus (sheepshead minnow), 2303 nucleotides long. It is a transcript of the gene cyth4b, whose product is annotated as cytohesin 4. Bases 110 to 1303 code for a protein of 397 amino acids. Gene Ontology annotation, molecular function: guanyl-nucleotide exchange factor activity. Gene Ontology annotation, biological process: regulation of ARF protein signal transduction. The record is from RefSeq and is a predicted model, not a curated record. The transcript has 13 exons. NCBI's taxonomy places the organism in Eukaryota, Metazoa, Chordata, Actinopteri, Cyprinodontiformes, Cyprinodontidae.